AUUUACCAAAUCAAUGUCUCUCAGCUGGCCACUUAAAUAUUGAAGGUCAAAAAAUGAGCAAAUCGCUGAAAAAUUUCAUUACCAUUCGUGUAACUUUAGAAAAAUAUACCGCUCGACAACUGCGAUUAUGUUUCCUUCUUCAUCAAUGGGAUUCAAAAUUAGAUUUCAAAGAAACUAUUAUGGGGGAGGCCAAAGGCAUUGAAACUAUCUUAAAUAAUUUCUUUGUUAAUACAAAAGCACUAUUGAAUGAAUUUAAACUUACUGCACAUGAAUCUGAUGGUACACAUCGAUAUAGUACUUCCGAAAAAGAACUAUUGAAUCUCUUUUACGAAAAACAAUCAGCCGUUCACGCAGCGCUUUGCGACUCCUUUAAUACACCAACUGUAAUUAGUGAAUUAUUGGAACUUGUUAGCAAGACUAACAUUUAUAUAUCUGCUGGAAGAAAUAACAUUAACAUGUUCGUACUCGAAAAUAUAGCAAAAUAUAUAACAAAAAUAUUAAAACUUUUUGGUGUUAUUGGAAACGUUUCAUCUGAAGAUAUUGGUUUCGAUGAAUCAGAAAAAAACGUUAUAAAUCAAGAUGAGGUCGUGCUUCCAUAUCUUCGUGUUCUAUCAAGUUUUCGUGAUAAUGUCCGAGAACUUGCACGUCAACAGAAAGGUCAUGGUGAAUUUUUGGCUUUAAGUGACAAGCUGAGAGACAUUGAUUUGGUAAAUCUUGGUGUGUCACUAGAUGAUCAAGAAGAUGGAAAGGCUUUAGUUAAGUUCGUAGAUAAAGAUAUACUUAUCAAAGCAAGAGAGGCGAAAUUACAACUUCAAGCCGAAAAGGCUGCCAAGAAAGAAGCUGCUGCAAAAGCUAAAGAGGAAGAAAGAAAAAUAAAGUUGGAAAAAGGAAAACUCGCUGCAGAGGAUAUGUUUAAAGAGGAAAAGGAUGAAGAUGGGACCACUCUUUAUUCUGCUUUUGAUGAACAAGGAAUCCCGACGCACGAUAAUAAAGGAGAGGAACUGUCUAAAAGUAAACUUAAAAAAUUAAAGAAAGAAUGGGAUAUUCAAAAAAAAUUAAAUGACGAAUAUUUGGCUUAUACUGCUUCUAAUUCUGACAAUUAA
Molecule: messenger RNA, 1103 nt
Organism: Scutellospora calospora
Lineage: Eukaryota; Fungi; Glomeromycota; Glomeromycetes; Diversisporales; Gigasporaceae
Source: the annotation of a GenBank genome assembly